Brassica rapa (field mustard) is the source of this 648-nucleotide messenger RNA. RefSeq lists its product as uncharacterized. The record is from RefSeq and is a predicted model, not a curated record. NCBI's taxonomy places the organism in Eukaryota, Viridiplantae, Streptophyta, Magnoliopsida, Brassicales, Brassicaceae.
UUUAGUUUUCGAUAACCGUAAUUGAUAUUUUGAUUUCGGAUCGAUUUGGGCCUUGACAGGCCCAAAUGCUAACACUUACUAAACCCAACCCUAAGAAGACGAUUUGUUCUCUUCUUCCUUCGUCGUCGUCGUCGUUCUCCUCCAUCUGCGCUGCGAUCUCUCUCUCCCUCAGAUUCCCUUAUCUUGUCGAUUACUUUCUCUGAGAUAAUGUUGACGGAAACACCAUUUAGGCCAAGAGAGAAGCUUCUGGAGAAGCAGAGGUUGUUCCAGAGCAUCCAGAGGCACACUUACCUUAAAGGACCAAUGGACAAGGUCACCUCCGUUGCCAUCCCUCUUGCCUUGGCUGCAUCUGCUCUCUACAUGAUUGGAACUGGAAUCUACAACAUGUCCAACGGAAUCGGGAAGAAGGAAUAAGCAAACACAGCUUCUUCUUUUCUUUUUUCUCUUUACCUUUUUUAAAAAAAUAUUGUGGAGGGUUCUCUAUGGAUCCAGUAGCUGCUGCCAUAUCUCAGACUAAUGGUUGUUGCAGCUGUGUUAUAUUCCCGUUUUGCCAAAUAAUAAUUUGCAGACAAUGUCGAAAGCUGAAACAUGUUUUGAUGAUUAAAAGUUCUAAUGUUAUUUGUUAAUGACAAGUUUGAUUCUUUUCUU